CUUGAGUUGCACGCACCUCCCGCCUCAGCCGCCAUGGACAUCCAAACGGACCGCCGGGCGCCGCUGAUGGCCGGGGGAGCGGCGGCGCUGGCAGCGUUGCGGGCCGGGCCACGGCCCAACGUGGAGCGGAUCCUGGAACUCUCGGACUUGGAAGGAUCUCAAUCGCCGGUCGAUGAGGCCUCGCCCAUUGUAGAGCAGGAUCUGGCCCUUCAGGAUGUCACAUCCGACGAGGAGGCGGUGAAAGCACGCAGCUCGUGGUUUGGGGCUGCCAGCUUUGCCAGCUUCAAGCGAAGAUUCAUGCUUGACAUGAAGCGGGCCUGCAUCAUUUGCCUCACCGAGAAGGAGCACACGCUCGUGCCGCCCCAUACGCCGCGGGAGAUUUCAGCGCAAACUCCUGCUCAAUCCUCUGUUGAAGAUCAUCGCUUCUGCACGGACUGCUGGGAGGACUUCCUUCGGCACGCGCGGCGUGCAAAGCUGAGCUCCAUGAUUUGCCCGGUCUGUCGCGGCGAGAUUUCCGUCCCGGAGGUUUGGAGCAAGCGGCUUGAACUGCCGCAGCGCUGGGCGCAAGAAGAGGAGCCAGAGAGCGCUCCUUUGCCGCUGCCAGUGGUGUCUGUGCCCCACUUUGACUCGCGGUGGCUUUGGAGGCCGGCACACGUCUCCCUGUGGGCCUGGCGUCGCAUAGGUUGCGGACGCGAAGUGGCGAUGCAGCAGCAGGCUCCGAUGCUUGAGGAGGCAGAGGUUGGAAGAAGCUGCACUUGGCGUGCGGCAUUGGCGAUGUUUCUGGCAACGCUUCUUAUUGCGAUGGUUUGCACGAUGGCUUUCCGCUUGCCAUAGCGGGCUGCAAGGCCGCACUGCUUCGUCCAAGCUCUGUUGCCGAUGUAGGCACCAGGAACCAAGGGGAAGCUUUGCCUUGAGUGCAAGGAGCUUAGUUCCCUUUCAGCACCUGAGCUUUUAACAAGUUCAAGGCUGGCAGGAAUAGAGCCUGUCCUUUGUACAGAUACCAUGUUACCUGCUGAAAGCAGUACUCGGCGGACUGGGACGGCGG
Messenger RNA from Effrenium voratum, 1045 nucleotides. NCBI's taxonomy places the organism in Eukaryota, Dinophyceae, Suessiales, Symbiodiniaceae. The record is from the annotation of a GenBank genome assembly.